Molecule: messenger RNA, 1970 nt
Organism: Pocillopora verrucosa
Lineage: Eukaryota; Metazoa; Cnidaria; Anthozoa; Scleractinia; Pocilloporidae
Source: RefSeq, a predicted model, not a curated record
CUCGGUACACGUACUGACAACAAAACGGCGCUGUAUAUUUCUAACUGGAUGGUUAAAAACUUCGGUAAAAACACUUGGAUUCCUGCUCGCCACCACUUAUUUCUUCUUGAGGACCUAAGAUACUGCUUGUUUAAACUUAAUAAUUUCAUUUAUUUUGUGAUUUUUGUGUUGAUUAUAUAACGUAAACUUAUUCCAGCGCGAAGACGUCUCCGUUUUCUUCCAACCCUGCAACCCAGGAACCAAAAAAAUUAGAGACGUCUGUACAAACAGGCUUCGCAUUUAGAUGUUCUGUUCUUUUUUCGCACAGAUUAAAUUUGACGUAAGCGACCGGGAAACUGGUGAUCCCACUUUCCGACGGCCAACAUGACCACGAAGACGAGGAUUACUCUCACGAGGUUGUCCAAAGGAUUUUGGCGGCGAAGGAUGAGGGGCUUGUGAGCGAUAAAGCCUACCAUGAACUGAGGAUGGCGCUCCCCGAAAGUGUCCGAAGUCACGUCCCGCCACUGUCAACAAUAUUGCAGGGAAGGAGGACACAAAAUAAGGAAAUCGAAGUAAUUCCAAUUCCAGAGGCCAAGCAAGGUGAUGGUGCCCGUAGAAGUGUUUGCGAUGUUCUGGAAUAUUUAAUCACUAUACCCGAAGUCAAAGAGGCCAUCAAGAAAGAUGGUUCUAAAAUUAAGCUCCGAUUUGCGGCGGAUGGGAGGCGAACCAGCAAAAGAAUCGGCACCGUGAUGGCAGUUUUUAACAUCUUGUGUGAGAACAAAGCAACGUAUGAAUACCAGUAUACCCUGGCAUUGUACAAUGGUAAAGAGGACUAUGAUGAAUUAAAAGCUUGUCUUGGACAAACGUUUGAAGAAAUUGAUCAACUCAAGACAACAGGAAUCACAAUUGAUGGGGAACAUUUUGAUAUUGAGUGGUUUUGUUGCUCAGACUGGAAAUUUUUAGCCCUUGUGUAUGGUCUCAAUGGUGCCAGCUCCAAAUUCUUCUGCAUCUGGUGCUAUUGUUGCAAGGAACAAAUUAACAACCUUGAUAUUGAUGAAUGGCCUAUUGAGCGAGAUCUAUCAGAAUGCACCAGGUUGUGCCAACGCUCAACAACGGCUAGCAGAAAAGGCUGUGUAAUGCCCCCACUACUUAAAAGUUUAGCCAUUUUACACCGCAAUUACUUAUCCUCUGGCUCGACCAUGGUGGUAUCAGUAGGAACUCCCGCUUAGGAAGUUUUUAUUUUUCGGCGUUAAAUUUCCAUAACUUCUUAAACCGAUGACAUUUAUUAUACUAAAACAUUUUCAUCCCUCAAAGUUAUACUUAUUUGAGGUGUAUUUUGUAGUCAGUCACUAAACGGACCCUUCAAAGUCUUGACUGAAUACUUUUUUAAUUGUGUAUAAUCCGCUAAGUAGGAAAUGUCAGCUCGAGAAUAAAUUUAGACAUUUCACUAAACCACCGGCGGGUUUACAAGCUCUUACUGUGAACUAUGAUGUGUUGAUCGACUAAGAAAUACUUUCGUGUUUACAAACUCAGAUAAGUCGCAGGCAGAAGUACUUAAUACGGGUGCAUUUACUUCUCACUUACCAUGCCUCGUGCCCUGCUUUCUCCAUGAUCGAUGAACGGACCACGCUUUUGACACUGACACCACACAAGAAGUUACUGAUAUCGGUGUCAAAUUACCACGUUCCGGUGUUACAUAAUUUUAGGGCAAAAAUGAAAAGGGACAAUUUCCAGGACACGCUAGCAGGUUUAAGGCUCAUUAGCAAUCUCAACAAGACGCGAGGCUAGUUCAGACGAGCGAAUGGAUAAAAAGUUCCUUGAAUAAAGGUUAUUUUAGGUUAUUUCAGUGAUACACAGGGAUGCACAGAAUCAGCGCGAUCUGAGAGUGAGGCGUAGGCGAACUUUCGAUUCAAAUUGAAGUGGCUUGAAUACAGAUCUUUUUUAGGCAAACAAUGAAUGCAAAAAAGGGCUAGAUAAGGGAAAUAAAAGAG